UCUCGGUGAAGCACGACAACAGGGCGGCGUGCCGAGUUGAGAAAAAUCGAUCACGCCGGAAUAUUAACAGUGCUCUUCCCGGCGUCGUAUUUACCCAUCUUUUCUCAAAUAGAUUCCUAUAAAUAAUCACAUGGAGCACCUUUCCUCAUUUGGGAACGACCCCUUCGAUAAGCCGCCGUGCCGAGGCUGCUCGUCGUACCUCACCGAGCCGUACGUAAAGUGUGCCGAAUGCGGACCUUCACCUUUCCGCCUCUGCCUCCAGUGUUUCACCAGAGGGUUCGAGUACAAAAAACACCAAAGUGACCACAACUAUGAAAUUAUGACCUCCGACUUCCCCGUUCUGGAGCCCGGCUGGACGGCGCAGGAAGAGAUGGCUCUGCUGGAGGCCGUGAUGGAUUGUGGCUUUGGGAACUGGCAGGACGUGGCCUAUCAGAUGCGCAGCAAAAGCAAAGAGGAGUGCGAGAGUCACUACAUGAAGAACUUCAUCAACAACCCUCUGUUCUCGUCCACGCUGCUCGGCCUACGCAAGACCAAAGACGCUCGCUUUGCCGACAGCGCCAUUCCUUUCAAACCGAGCGAGGACCCGCCUCGGCCCACGUUCGACUCGGUGCUCUCCAGGGACAUGGCGGGAUACAUGCCGGCCAGAGCCGACUUCAUCGAGGAAUUUGACAACUACGCCGAAUGGGAUCUGAAAGACAUCGACUUUGUGGACGACGACUCGGACGUCCUGCGCGCGCUCAAGCUGGCCGUGGUGGAUAUUUACCACUCGCGUCUGAAGGAGAGACAGCGCAGAAAGAAGAUAAUUCGCGAUCACGGACUCAUCAACAUGCGCAAAUUCCAAAUCCAGGAGCAUUGCUACCCCAAGGAGGUCCAGGAUCUCUACGAGCUCAUGAGACGAUUUGCCAGAGUCACCGGACCCGUGGAACACGACAAAUUCAUUGAAAGCCACGCACUGGAAUUCGAGCUUCGACGGGAAGUCCGCAGGCUGCAGGAGUACCGCAAGGCCGGCAUCAAGUCUUUUUGCAGUGCCAAAGUGUUCGAGCGCGUGAAGCGGCUGCGCGAGGACGAGCGUCGCAAGAGGACGGCGCUGUGCGACGUGCUGCAGUACAUCAACGACGGGCGGGCCUGCCGCCAGUGGCUCAGCAAGCAGGCCGCCAUAGAUGCGGGCAUCGCACCGGCCGUCGCGACCGUCACGACGUCAGCAACGGGGCGGAGGAGCGCGCCCCCCCUCAACCUGACCGGACUGCCUGGGACGGAAAAACUCAACGAGCGGGAGAAAGAGUUGUGUCAGGUCGUGCGUCUGGUGCCCGGCGCCUAUCUGGAGUACAAGCAGGCCCUGCUGGACGAGUGCCGUCGCCAGGGCGGCCUGCGGCUGGCUCAGGCGCGAGCGCUCAUCAAGAUCGACGUCAACAAGACGCGCAAGAUCUACGACUUCCUGCUCAAGGAAGGAAUCAUCACCAAGGCUUAGCGGCGCCAUGCGGUUUGUGCUCUUACUUUGUCGUGCGCGUUCCUCGCCGCUUCAUACUUGCUUGUUAGCGUUAGCGUGCCGCGGGCGGAUUUCGACUCGGACUCGCUUUCAGGGAUGGGAAGUUUCUGGAAUCUUUUUAACUAAUUGUAAACUUUACAUGGGAAUAAACGGGAAGUUAUGGACAUUCACAAGAUUAAAACAGAAAUUUACAACAUUGAAUAGUUUUAUGUAUAUAGUUAUAUAUAGCUCCUUAUAAUGGUAGAAAUGUUCUGUUAAAUAUUGAGUCAGACGAUAAGGUAGCAGAUGUUUUUCUUUAAUACACACGAUUGCAAACGUCGAUGGAAAUUAUUUGAAUAAAUCAGCCUGGAAUCUCAAAGUUG
Syngnathoides biaculeatus (alligator pipefish) is the source of this 1848-nucleotide messenger RNA. RefSeq names its product transcriptional adaptor 2A (gene tada2a). Gene Ontology annotation, biological process: chromatin remodeling; regulation of transcription by RNA polymerase II. Gene Ontology annotation, cellular component: nucleus; SAGA-type complex. The coding region runs from base 131 to 1468 and encodes 445 amino acids. Gene Ontology annotation, molecular function: protein binding; zinc ion binding; chromatin binding. The record is from RefSeq and is a predicted model, not a curated record. The transcript is spliced from 15 exons. NCBI's taxonomy places the organism in Eukaryota, Metazoa, Chordata, Actinopteri, Syngnathiformes, Syngnathidae.